Molecule: messenger RNA, 5035 nt
Organism: Heteronotia binoei (common prickly gecko)
Lineage: Eukaryota; Metazoa; Chordata; Lepidosauria; Squamata; Gekkonidae
Gene: MDGA2
Product: MAM domain containing glycosylphosphatidylinositol anchor 2
Exons: 17
Coding region: 20-2845 (941 amino acids)
Biological process (GO): homophilic cell-cell adhesion
Cellular component (GO): plasma membrane
Source: RefSeq, a predicted model, not a curated record
GGCGGCGAAGCGGGCGAAGAUGGAUCUAGCCUCGCCUCUCCUCUGGCUGCUCAGCGUGCUGCUGGAGAGCGUCGCCGGCCAAGGCGUCUACGCCCCGCCCACGGUGAGGAUCAUCCACUCAGGCCUGGCCUGCAACAUUGAGGAGGAGCGCUACUCGGAGCGAGUGUACACGAUCCGCGAAGGAGAGACGCUGGAGCUGACGUGCCUGGUGACCGGCCACCCGCGGCCACAGAUCAGGUGGACCAAGACAGCAGGCAGUGCCUCCGACCGCUUCCAGGACUCCAGCGUCUACAACGAGACCCUCCGGAUCGCCAACAUCCAGCGGCACCAAGGGGGGCGCUACUACUGCAAGGCCGAGAACGGGCUGGGCUCCCCGGCCAUCAAGUCCAUACGAGUCGACGUCUACUAUCUGGACGACCCGAUUGUGACGGUCCACCAGAGCAUCGGGGAAGCCAAGGAGCAGUUCUACUAUGAGCGGACCGUCUUCCUCCGAUGCGUGGCCAACUCCAACCCGCCUGUUCGGUACAGCUGGCGGCGAGGGCAGGAGGUGCUGCUGCAAGGAUCCGACAAAGGGGUGGAGAUUUACGAGCCUUUCUUUACCCAGGGGGAAACCAAGAUCCUGAAGCUGAAGAACCUCCGGCCGCAGGACUACGCCAAUUACAGCUGCAUCGCUUCGGUCCGGAACGUCUGCAAUAUCUCCGACAAGAUGGUCUCUUUCAGGCUUUCCAACAAAACAGCGUCUCCCUCGAUCAAGCUCUUGGUGGACGACCCCAUUGUGGUGAACCCGGGGGAAGCGAUCACUUUGGUGUGCGUCACGACGGGUGGGGAGCCGCUCCCGACUCUAACCUGGGUGAGGGCCAUCGGCCCCUUGCCCGAAAAGGCGGUCCUGAAAGGUGGAACGUUGACCAUCCCCACCAUCACUUUCGACGAUGCCAGCACCUACAGCUGCAUCGCCAACAACAAUGUUGGGAAUCCAGCAAAAAAGUCCACCAACAUCAUCGUCCGAGCCUUAAAGAAAGGACGCUUCUGGAUCACACCCGACCCUUACCAUAAAGACGACAACAUCCAGAUCGGCCGGGAGGUGAAGAUUUCUUGCCAGGUGGAGGCCGUCCCCUCCGAAGAGCUCACCUUCAGCUGGUUCAAGAACGGGCGGCCGCUGCGCAGUUCGGAGAGGAUGGUCAUCACCCAGACGGACCCCGACGUCUCCCCCGGAACCACCAACCUCGACAUCAUCGAUCUCAAAUUCACGGACUUUGGGACGUACACCUGUGUCGCCUCUCUGAAGGGGGGCGGCAUAUCGGACAUCAGCAUCGACGUGAACAUUUCCAGCAGCACAGUUCCACCCAAUCUGACUGUUCCGCAAGAGAAGUCGCCCUUGGUCACCCGGGAAGGGGACACGGUGGAACUGCAGUGUCAGGUGACCGGGAAGCCUAAACCCAUCAUCUUGUGGUCUCGGGCCGACAAAGAAGUGCCCAUGCUCGACGGCUCCAUGCAGAUGGAGAGCUACGACGGGAUCCUGAGGAUCGUCAACGUCUCGCGGGAGAUGACGGGCACCUACCGCUGCCAGACCAGCCAAUACAAUGGAUUCAACGUCAAGCCGAGAGAAGCCCUCGUGCAGCUCAUCGUUCAGUAUCCACCCGCUGUUGAGCCGACAUUCCUCGAGAUCCGACAGGGCCAAGGCCGGAGCGUCACCAUGAGCUGCCGGGUGCUGAGAGCUUACCCCACCCGGGUCUUGACUUUUGAGUGGCGGCUGGGCAAUAAGUUGCUUCGAACGGGACAGUUUGACGCACAGGAUUCCACGGAGUACACCAUCCGGAGCCUCUCGAGGGACAGUUACGGGGUUUACAACUGCAACGUCAUCAACGAGGCCGGAGCCGGAAGGUGCAGUUUCCUCGUUACAGGUGAGCUUUCCUUGGAAAUGCUGUUUCUCACAGCUGCAAGUGGAGGAGUGGGAAAUCAAACCCAGUUCUCCGAGAUAAGAGAGCUGUGGCUGACCCAAGGCCAUGCUGGUCACGCACGCUGGUGGGAGCAGGAAAUCGCGGUGAACGGGAAGAUCCAGAAGGGAGAAUUAAUGACCUACAACCUGACAGAGCUGAUCAAACCGGAAGCCUAUGAAGUGCGGCUGACACCAGUCACCAUAUUCGGAGAUGGCGACUCGACCAUCCGUGUGAUCAAAUAUAGUGCCCCAAUGAACCCUCACCUACGAGAAUUCCACUGCAGCUUUGAGGACAGCAACAUCUGUUUGUUCACCCAAGACGCGCAGGACAACUUCGACUGGACGAGGCAGAACAUUAUCCUCCGAGACACAAAGUACACCCCGAACACAGGGCCCACCGCUGAUAGGUCCGGCUCAAAGGAAGGAUUCUACAUGUACAUUGAAGCUUCCAGCCCCAGGAAGGAAGGAGACAAGGCCAGGCUGAUUAGCCCAAUUUUCAGCAUCCCUCCCAAGAACCCCUAUGGGCCCACAAACACCGCGUACUGCUUCAGCUUCUACUACAACAUGUAUGGGCAGCAUAUAGGAACCUUGAAUGUGUACCUGCGGUUAAAAGGUCAGACAGGACUCGAAACCCCGUUCUGGUCUUCAAGCGGCAACAAAGGGCAGCAGUGGUUUCAGGCCCGCAUGAAUAUGCAGCCAAACACGUCAUUUCAGGUCAUCUUUGAAGGGAUCCGCGGCCGAGGAAUGGAAGGGGAUAUCGCCAUCGACGACAUUUCAAUCGUGGAAGGGGAGUGCACAAAAUCAGACUACCAAAACAACCAUAUACCUUCUGGUGCUGUCAGGACGCUGCCACAUAUACGGAUUUUCCCACUUUUCCUGCUCAUGUCUGUCUUAAGUCAUCAGAGGUGACCUUAUUCUGGCAGAGGCUACAAAACAGACGUUCCACGCACUGGCAUGAAGAAAAAAAAAGAGUCUUUGUAAAACAAACAUUUUUAAAAAACAAAAAAGAAAAACUACCAAAGAUUCCUCCACUGACUGACUCAAAUAUGAAAAAAAAAAUGAAAAAUCAAACUUAAAAAUAUAUAUAUAUAAAAAGAAGGAUUGGAAGUUUAUUAAAAAUGAACGGACAACGAAAGGAUUUCGGGCGCGUCACCGUACCGUGGACCACACGCAGAAGCGAAGGGGAGAGAGACCUUCGGGUGCUUUUGCGGUUCGUGACGAACCGACGGAAAAAGGGUGGGGGGAAGAAAAAGAACUCCGCGUCCCUUGGAAGGACUCUUGUCAAAGGAGCUCUAGAAUUCCUUGUCAAAGCACAAAGUCAUGGCUUGUUUUGUUUCCAGUGAAUAGUUUGCUUGUCGCCAUGGUCACCCAAUGGCCUGCCAAAAGAGAGAUUUCGGUUUUUUUUAAGAAACCAAGAGAGAAAAAAGGAGGAAAGCAGAACCCCUACACCUCACUGUCAAACAGGGUACGAGAGGGGCUGGCGUUUUUCCACUUCCCCCCCCUCUCACACCAGGUUUUUUGCAUCGAGUUCAAUAGGAGUUGUAGGCCCCUUUUUCUGCCUCUCGCCGCCAGAAACUGGCCCCAGACACCAGAGCUGUUGAAGACAUUCUGUUUCAUUUCCUCAUGGCAAUGCUAGAUAGCAGUAUGCAGCCUCCUCUCUUUGCAUGCAUUACUUAAUCCCAGGACGUACAUACAGCGACGACGACACGGAUCUGUCCAGAGUUUGCUUGCGGCCACUUGAACACACCGAGACACCCCGCCCCACCCCUCUUUCCCGUCUACAAACCCCACCCCGCUUCACUCCCCUCCCCCCCGUAUCCCGUUCCCGAAGAGAUCAUCUGUUCGAACCAAGUGACGAAACCAAACUACCAUCUUUUUUCUAAAAUGCCAUGGAAACCAAGUGCCUUCAAUGAUAACAAGCCUGAGAAAAACGAAGGGGGGAAAGAUUUCAAAAAAAGAAGAAGAAGAACGUUGCAUGGCUCGGGUGUAAGUUUGCGCAAACUCUUUUUUCUUAAAAAAAAAAAAAAAGCAAACUACAGAGCAAAAUUGCAGGCCAGGAAAAACAAAAAAAUCAAAAACACAUAGAAGCCACUUAACAGAGAUGGACUGACUUGAACUGGGAGAUAAACCCUUCUCGGAUCACACCUGUGUUCUUUAACCUUCCCGACUGUCAUGGCUUGAGGAAACAGCUUCUGUUUAACGUUGGGAGAAGGGAAUGGCCCUUUCUUUUCAGGUUACCUAGAGGGGUCAGCUGGAGCCCUGGGAGGUUGUUAGCCAAGAAGGGGAUGGUUAAGAAACACAUACACACAAUCACACACACACACACACACGAGUGAUUUCUCUGACAUCUGUGCGGAAUGAGAUCGGGCCUGACAUUAGAAGAGGAGCGUGAGCGAAAGGAGAUUACAGUGCAUACGAGAAAGAAACAAAACUCUUGGCAGCGUGACACACACACAGAGACCAGCCGACCUGGUUCCAUUUCCAGACACGGAGAAGAUCGAAGGCCUCUGCUCUUUUAUCAGACUCUGUGCAGAUUGUGAAAUAUUAUUUUAUUAUUUUAGCAAAAUUGAAAAGAAAAAAAAAACACUUUUACAAAAAAAAAAAAUAAUAAAACCUGUUAAGAAUUAUUUUUCAGCUACCUGACUCCAUCCCAUAACUGUAAUCAGCCAGUUUUCCAAUACAGUGUAAAUUUUCCCCGUCUACGAGUCGGUAACGGAAAUUUGAAACCCCGGCCCCGUAAAUUAUCUCAGCUUUUAACUCCAUUAAAGAGAAGACUUUUUUUUUUUUGUUUAAGCAAGGGUUAUUAUAAUUAUUAUGACGAUCCUAUGUUCUUUCAGCACCCCAGGAUGAAAAAGAGGGAAAAAAUUCUUAUAUGCAAAAUAAUUCGGAUACUAAAAGGAGGGGGGGGUUAACAUCUUUGCAAAACGUUAAUAUUAAAAAGCACAAAGAGAUGCAGUCAACAGGAGCCUGGAUUUGUUUAUUUUUUAAUUCUGUAGAAGAAGAAAAAAAGUUUGUGCAGAUUCAGUCAUUCAACUGAAAAGAGAUAAUUUUACAAAUAUGUUCAAUAAAGCUUAUUUCCAGGUAAGGUAUGGUAAGCGA